Molecule: messenger RNA, 2056 nt
Organism: Schizosaccharomyces japonicus yFS275
Lineage: Eukaryota; Fungi; Ascomycota; Schizosaccharomycetes; Schizosaccharomycetales; Schizosaccharomycetaceae
Product: aminopeptidase
Exons: 3
Coding region: 197-1987 (596 amino acids)
Cellular component (GO): cytoplasm
Molecular function (GO): metalloaminopeptidase activity
Source: RefSeq, a predicted model, not a curated record
CUCGGUACUAAAGACGCGUGUGCUACCUUAUCUGCAUCUUACCCUCUACCAACCUCUUGUCUCCAUAUAAACUAUAAUACCCUGCCUUUACGACAUUAACGAUUAACGAACUUGUCUUUUUACCUGUCUGUCGCUAAUUGAUUCUUCCCAUCUUGUCUAUCCGCCUUGAUUCUUAUAUUUGAAACUAUUUAUCGCAAUGACAGUCGACACUACAGAGCGUCUCGCGAAGCUACGCGAGCUCAUGAAAGAGAGGAAUUAUAGCUAUUACAUUGUCCCAUCUGAAGACGCUCAUCACUCAGAAUACACCUGUGAUGCUGACGCUCGUCGCGCCUUCAUCAGUGGCUUUGAUGGUUCAGCCGGUAUCGCAGUCAUUGGAAUGAAUAGCGCAGCUAUGUUUACUGAUGGUCGUUACUUCAAUCAAGCUGGUCAACAGUUGGAUCACAAUUGGACGCUUAUGAAAGUUGGUCUUCCUGGUGUUCCAACAUGGAAGAAUUAUUGCCUGAAACAAGCUGAGCCGAAGUCCGUUAUUGGAAUUGAUUCAAGUUUAAUUACUUUUGCUGAAGCUUCUUCGUUUCGUGUUGCGUUAAAAGCGAAAGACAUCACUCUUCGCGGUGAUCACGACAACCUUGUCGAUAAGGUCUGGGGAUCUGAGCGUCCUGCUCUUCCAAACGGAAAGAUGUUGGUCCUGGGAACAGAAUUUGCAGGCGCCUGCGUUUCGGCUAAGCUUGAUGACGUUCGAAAGGCUUUGGAAAAAAACUCGCUCGAUGCAUUUGCUGUAACCAUGCUCGAUGAGAUUGCGUGGGUGUUUAACGUGCGUGGUUCCGAUGUUGCUUAUAAUCCCGUCUUUUUUGCUUAUGCUCUAAUUUCGAAGGAAAGUGCAGUUUUGUAUUUGGAUGAGCAAAAAUUAACGGAUGAGGUUCGCAAACAUCUGGAAAAGUAUGUGAGCAUCAAGCCCUAUUACGCAAUUUUUGAAGACGCAAAGACGAUUUCCUUCUCCAAGGUUGGAGUGUCCGAUCAAGCCUCCUGGUGUGUCGCAACAGCUUUUGGCGAAAACAAAAUUACCACUAUUCAAAGUCCCAUUGCCAUUGCAAAAGGUGUGAAAAACGAUGUGGAGUUGCACGGUAUGCAACGCUGCCAUGUGCGAGACGGUGCCGCCCUUGUUGAGUACUUUGCCUGGCUUGACGAUUAUCUUGCUGCCGGUAACGAAAUCAACGAGUUUGAUGCCGCUACCAAGCUCGAGGGAUUCAGAAGUAAACAGGAACAUUUCAUGGGUCUUUCUUUUGAAACCAUUAGUUCUUCUGGACCCAAUGGAGCCAUUAUCCAUUAUUCACCGCCUUCUGUUGGAAGCGCUAAGCUUGACCCAAAGAAGAUGUAUCUUUGCGACUCUGGUGGACAGUAUUUGGAUGGAACUACGGAUGUCACCCGUACCUGGCAUUUCACAGAGCCCACGGCGUUCGAAAAGCGUGCUGCCACUCUGGUUUUGAAGGGACAGAUCGAUGUUGUUACUUCUGUAUUUCCGAAGGGAACUACUGGACUGCAGCUCGACGUGUUGGCUAGACAACAUUUAUGGAAGUGUGGUUUGGACUACCUUCACGGCACAGGACAUGGCGUCGGCCAUUUCUUGAAUGUUCAUGAAUUGCCUGUUGGUAUUGGCAACCGCAGUGUUUUCAACCUUCCCCUUAAGCCAGGCAUGGUGACCAGUAAUGAACCUGGUUUCUACAAAGAUGGAAGCUUUGGCUUUCGAGUCGAGAAUUGCGUUUUCGUUAAGGAGGUUGAAACCGAGUUCCACUUUGCAGGUCGUGAGUAUUAUGGCUUCAAGGACUUAACCAUGGCACCCCACUGUCGCAAGCUAAUCGACACCUCCUUGUUGUCCGAUGAGGAACGAUACUAUAUUGACCAGUACCAUGCCACCGUUCGCAAGACGCUUUCUCCGUUAUUGUCGGAGAGGGCUAAGAAAUGGUUGGAAACUGCCACGGAGCCGUUAUAAAUAAACCAUGAAGUAUGAGUAAUAAUGAAAAGUGCUAAUGAAAGUCUAACACAUACUCUUGCGAUGAAG